This is a messenger RNA of Setaria italica (foxtail millet), 1230 nucleotides long. RefSeq names its product casparian strip membrane protein 1. Lineage: Eukaryota; Viridiplantae; Streptophyta; Magnoliopsida; Poales; Poaceae. The record is from RefSeq and is a predicted model, not a curated record. Bases 327 to 1013 code for a protein of 228 amino acids. The transcript has 3 exons.
GCUCGUUUCAUCCUAGGUCCUCUCACACGCUAACAGAGUUGGCCAAUCGCUCCAUCUGCUUGGCGCUUGCAUAGCAGUUGGUAACCACUCCCUACCUCCUCCAUUCCGAUCCUAAACCACACCACCACACCCUCCUGCUCCAGACCUCUUCACUAACUUCACUUCACAAUGCACAGACGAAGAUACCCGAACAGCUGCUAGCUAGGAGUAGUUCUAUAAAUCUUCUCUCCACGCACUCAAAGGCAAGCACGCAGUUAAGCAAUCUAGCUGAUCAAGCACCUCAUCACCUCACAAAAAGCCUGCGCCCAACUUGCACGGCGGCAACCAUGAGCACCAGCGAGGCCCCCGCCGCCGCGACCGUCAUCCCCAUCGACGACGUCGCCCACCACCACGGCAAGGCCCCGGCCGUGGCCACGGCUCCUCCCGCGACAUCGUCAGCCGUCCCCGCAGCUGCAGCAGCGACCACGGCGCCUCGCAAGACGGGGGUCCCGUUCUUCCGGCGGGCCGACCGCGGCAGCCGGUGCGUGGCGCUCGUCGACUUCGUGCUCAGGAUCGCGGCCUUCGGGCCCACCCUCGCCGCCGCCAUCGCCACAGGCACCUCCGACGAGACGCUCUCCGUCUUCACCCAGUUCUUCCAGUUCCGCGCCCGCUUCGACGACUUCCCGGCGCUCCUGUUCUUCAUGGUGGCCAACGCGAUCGCGGCGGGGUACCUGGUGCUGUCCCUCCCCUUCUCCGCCGUCGUCGUCCUCCGCCCACAGGCCAUCGGCUUGCGCCACCUCCUGCUCGUCUGCGACACGAUAAUUGUCGCGAUGCUGACGGCGGCUGCAGCGGCGGCGGCGGCCAUCGUGGACCUGGCGCACUCGGGGAACCUCCGCGCCAACUGGGUGCCCAUCUGCAUGCAGUUCCACGGCUUCUGCCAGCGCACCAGCGGCGCCGUCGUCGCCUCCUUCCUCGCCGUCCUCGUCUUCGUACUCCUCGUCAUCUUGGCCGCCUUCGCCAUCAGGAAGCGCUGAAUCGCAUGCUCCACCUUCAAUUCGUCUCUACCCAUUUCGUGACUACGUACGUGUGUGCUUUUGCUGUCUUGCAUCGUGUAACUUCGGUUGUGUUAUGAGAUGUUUGUGCAAGUGUGACCACUGGCUACUGGAGUGGAUUGUUUGUGUAAGAGUUUAAAAGUUAUUGCCUGCUAAUGCAAGCUGAUCAACGCGCUCUUAUUCAGUGGUCUUCAAGUAA